Dermacentor andersoni is the source of this 1499-nucleotide messenger RNA. RefSeq names its product vacuolar protein sorting-associated protein 4A-like. NCBI's taxonomy places the organism in Eukaryota, Metazoa, Arthropoda, Arachnida, Ixodida, Ixodidae. The record is from RefSeq and is a predicted model, not a curated record. Gene Ontology annotation, molecular function: ATP binding; ATP hydrolysis activity.
AUGAAGCGCCUGAGCCGAGCUCGCAAGCACGCCGAGCGCGCUGCGUACUUGGAAAUCGUGUCGAACGAUCACGCAGCAGCCCUGGCCCAAUACACGCAUGCCGUCAUGCACCUCGAGAGCGCCCUGGAGAUCAUCCUCUGCCGCAUGCGCGCGUGCGCUGCCAAGCUCGGGACGCUAAGUCACUACGUGGCUUCGCCUGAGCGAUGGGAGCGUAUCGCCUUACCACCCUGCCGCACCCUGACCGCAGACAAGCGCUACGUCUGCGAGAUGGACGGCCUGGUCGUUCUGGGCCGCCACUGCGGUCGCUGCGUCGACGUCGGCUUUCCGGACGUGCUGCGGCAGCUCUUGCAGUUCAUGCAGAUCCCGAGCUUCGGCCGCUCCCGGAAGCCCCCUAGCGACAGGCAUAAGUCGUGGAGGACCGUGCUCCUCUCGGGUCCCGCGGCCACCGGCAAGCACAGCCUAGCGAGAGCCCUGAGCAGCGGUAUCCGGGUCUGCUCGGUGUCCUACGUGUACGUGCCGGAGUUGCUGCGCAAGCCGAAGCACAAGCUGGAGCUCACCGUCAGGAGCAUCUUCGACGCCGCCGGAGCUGUGGUGCCGACAGUGGUCAUCCUGGACAGGGUGGACGAGAUAUGCAUGGCGGGAGCAGCGCACGCGUCCAAGGUCUUCUCCGAGUGCAUACAAGAUGUUCUCGACGACCCGCAUGGCGACUCGGCGUCUCGCCGGUACGUGAUUGGCGUCACCAACAGCCCCUGGCUCCUGACCCCUGGCGUGCAGGCGUUGUUCCAGCGGCGAAUCUACGUCCCGCUUCCCGACCACACGUGCCGGGCGACGAUUGCGCAGCAUCUCCUCUCGGGCUCCGACGGUUACGCGGCCUCCCUUUCACUCGGAGACAUCGCGGACGCCACGGAGGGCUUCACGAGCACCGAGCUCACCAUGUGCUUGCGCAGCCCCUUCUGGCAUAUCGACUCGCGCGAGAAGCUCGACGAGCGGUUCGUGGACCUGGUCAGCGUCUCCGGUUUGGGACCCGCUCGCUGCUGCUGCCUCUGUGUCGAAGAGGUAGAGCAGGACGAGGAACUGACACCGCAUGAGUUGCCGGGCGUGUCGGAAGCGGGCCCCGAAUGUCCCAGCGCGACGCCGCUCAUCGCCGUCGACGCUGAACUGCAGAAGGCCAUUGGGGCCAUGACCCGAGUGCUGGCGCAGAACGUGAGGCCUAGACCACCACUCCGAGGGGUGGCGGUGAGGACGUCGUCGAAAUCGUCAGUGCGGAACUGCAUUAUUUGUUGAUAUUUCAAGAUUGUUGGGGACUGGGAUUUUUAGUAUUUAUUCGUUUGAUUCCUUCAACAGCGCUUCCGUGCCGAUGUUUCUUGUAACGCGUUUGAAUUAGUUACUUGUUAUUAGAAAUUUCAAUUUUACGUUUUCCGAUCACCGCCUGCUUAUGCGUGGUGCCAUCGAAUCGCAAUUCCGGGACAUGAACCAUAAAUAAAAGUUUAUUCUUCCGA